Mycosarcoma maydis (corn smut) is the source of this 2046-nucleotide messenger RNA. RefSeq lists its product as uncharacterized. The transcript has a single exon. The record is from RefSeq and is a predicted model, not a curated record. The coding region runs from base 1 to 2046 and encodes 681 amino acids. NCBI's taxonomy places the organism in Eukaryota, Fungi, Basidiomycota, Ustilaginomycetes, Ustilaginales.
AUGCCGCAACGACAUCAUCGGCACCGCACAUUGCGCCUGCGCAGGCAUCGCCAUCCCAGCGUAUCCACAUGCCAGCCGGACCGUCCGCGAUCACUUUCCGCAUCCGAUUCGGACUCAUCUUCCAAGAAACAAACCGACAUUGAGCUCGUUGCGCUUCCCGAAGUGGUGCUCGAGGAGCGCCGGCGUCGAGCUCAAGACGCGAAUAAGCUGGCCAAGGCACGGGCGAUGCUCGAUUCAGAAGUGCAGUAUGCCUCCACCGACAGCACGAUGCUGCGACCUACCACAACCGCUCUGACUGUCUCCUCGGAUUUGGGCAGUGUCACUUCUGAAAGGGAAAAGGAAUCUUAUCUCGAACGGCUUGCGGCACAAGCGGAAGCAGAAGCAAACAGCAGUACCAAGCGCAACAGGGGCGCAGACGGUGACGACGAUGACGAUUCCAUCCAUGAUCGCAGUCGAUACGGUGCAUAUGGUAUUGUGAGGAGGGUGGUGGAGAAGCACCAUCGCAAAGUGCAGAAGCGGGAGAAGCAGAGACGGAUGGACCGUCUGCGCCGUAUCGCCGCGCUCGACCCACUGAAGGAGGGCGAGCGGCAGCACGGUCAAGCUAAAGAAACGACGUUUAUGGCGCUUAUCCGAAAGUACGGCAGCAUGGCACAAGAGGAAGCGCGUAGCCCCACAAAUGAGCGCCUUGGCGCCUCAACAUCAGCCGAACAAGAGCCAGCGAUGACGGACGCCUCUCCGACGUCGGAAUCGUCUUCGUUCGACGAUGAACACAGCGCAUAUCUAGUGGAUACCUUGGAGGUGGUUGACCCUGGUGUCUCUGCGGCUGGUCAUCUGUCGAACAUUGGAAAUUCGCUCAUGUUCCCCAACAUCCCUGGACUUUACGAUCGAAGACCGGCGAUUGAUCUACCGGCAGAGCGGGUGGACGCUGAUACCGCGGAGAUGCAAGCAACAUUGCAGCUGGAAGAAGGUCGCCACCCAGCGGCGCGCGCUGCCAUGACCAGCCAAGCUGAGGACGACCUGCACCUGGAUGCCUACGUACACGAGCUUCUCACCAAAAAGCAAAAGUUUAAACGAGCGAUGCAAGGUGUAUGGGCGUUUCUCAAGACGCCGUUGGGAGUGAUUGCGGGUAUCUAUGGGUUCUUGGUGGUGUUUGGCGGUGCAGCGCUAGUCUUGUUCUUGGUAGGAGCGAUUGACAAGGGAAAGAACAAGGACUUCUGGGUCGAGGUGUUCAGUCAGUUUGAAAAUGGACUGUUUACGAUUACGGGUGUUGGAUUGAUUCCGUGGCGAUUGAGGGACACGUGGAGGAUGGCUUGGAUUGCCUACUACCAGCACCUCACUUGGAGGCUGAGGAAGAAGCAAGGCCUACCUAGACUCGUGGACAAGAACGACGUUCCAUCGGUUGUCGCAGCCAAGCAGCAUGGUAAGAAGAAGAAAGCAUCCUGGGCAGACGAGGAUUCGAGCGACGAACAAGAGGGUGUACAGAACAUGGAGCUGUCGCCGGAUGUGGUGCUCUCUCCGCACCAAGCUGCUCAUCUGCACGCAUUGCAAAUCGCGUUUGCCGAAUCGCAAUCGUGGUACCGACCACACGAGACGUUCACGCACCAUGCAUUCUCGAUCUCGCUCGCACUGUGGAUCACGAUCUGCAACGAUCUCAACUCGCUGUUUCAAUGCCUGUUGUGCGGAUACAUGUGGGGAUACGCUACGCACUACCGUUCGCGACCCGCUUGGUCGACGGGCAUUUUCAUGCCGUGUUCGUUCUUGGCGGGCAUUGCAGCGGGUGUAUUGAUCUGGAAAGGCGGAGAGAAGAGUAAGAAAAAGAGAGAGGUGGAGGAGAAGCUGCUCGCUGCGUUUGCCAAGGACGUUGAUGCUCGCGUCGAGGCGAUGCGUCGAGAGCGGGCGGUGAGCGAGGACAAAGUGGGCGUGGCAGGUACAGGCAGUGCUUGGCCAGCGCAGACGCGGUUGACAACGGUCGAUGAGGUGGGGCCAAACGCUGAACAGCGGAUCGAUCUGGAUGCGUUGGCGAGCAAGAUCGCUGACCAGCACUGA